This is a messenger RNA of Planococcus citri (citrus mealybug), 3683 nucleotides long. RefSeq lists its product as uncharacterized. The record is from RefSeq and is a predicted model, not a curated record. Bases 222 to 3119 code for a protein of 965 amino acids. Lineage: Eukaryota; Metazoa; Arthropoda; Insecta; Hemiptera; Pseudococcidae. The transcript has 2 exons.
UUUUUAUCACUCGGCAGAAAUUUAUUUUUAAAUUAAAUAAUUUUUUAAACUUCACCGGUGCAAAUUGCAAUUGCAAAGUGCAACGAAACUCGAAAGGACAAAACGGUCAACACGAAUACAUUUUGCAGAUCAUUAUUAUCGGUUUCAAUUUCGCUUAAUUUAUUUCGUGGCAACCACGUAUCCAAAUUCUGUUCUCAAGCUUUGUGGAGCUUUUAUUCAUCAUGUCUUCCAGUAGAAAUUAUAAUCCAGGAUGGCAAUGUAAAGCAUCGGAAUGUUUCGACGAAUGGAAUAAAUUGUUCUAUCAAUGGAAAACGUUCCGUCGAUCCCAAAGAAACUUGUUAUUAGCUUACGUCGGUCUACCAUUAUUUGGUACACCAUCAGAAGUCGCAGACUUGGAGAAUAUCUGGUACAAGUUCAAAAAAGAUCAACGGGAGAUUAUCGUCAAGAUCGUCGACAAAUUUAAAUUUGGAACUGGUUGUGUGUCUGUCGGUCAUACAUAUUUAUACCUCGAUACUGACGACGUGGUUUGCGUUUUUAGGCAGAUGAAAUCCACGAACGAGAUCAUUUUUAUCGAUUGCAACGGACGCGUUUAUAAAUCGUGGCAGCAUUUUCGCGAGACAAAUCAAUUACCUGAUUGUCGUUAUAUGGCUCCGGUAGAUGGAUUGCAUAAAGUCAACCAAACCUGCCAAAUUUACGAAUCACCAGCCGCUGGUAUAGGCCGAGAUCUUCAAACAGCUGAUACAAUGGCAGCUGGUUGUACAAUGGUGGCAUUAGGCCUUAUGGGAUUAGCUAUGGCUCCUGCUACAGCCACCGUUCUAGGUACUAUCGGUACAGUGUACGCUGUCGGAAGAAGUAUCGGUGUGUUGGAUGAUCGUAAUGAACACGAAGAGUCCAUCGGUCUUGAUAAUGCUCAAUCAGUCUUAUCUUGGGCGACCAUUACAACAUCUGCGGUGACUGGUGUGUCUGGUGUAGCUCUAGCUAGAUCCGCUCAGAUCGUCGAAAAAUCCGGUAAUUUUGCGAAUGUGGCCAAAGCAGCGUUGAAAGGAUUAAGUUACGCGAGUUUAACGGCAAACAUUUGUAAUUUCGGCACCUACGUGUAUUGUUUGCAGCAGAAGGUUGCCAGUGGUGAAAAACUAACCACUUUUGAUCUGAUGGAAGGAUGCGUUAAUUUAUUCCUAAUCGCCGGCGCCGUUUCAAAUACUCGUCAAAUGAACAAGUACAUCAGCAGCUUGGAAACUGCACCUAAGACUACUGGUGCACGUUUGACUCGUACUGCUAAACGACGCUUGCAGAGAUUACGAGCUAAACUACGUCGUGCCAAUGGCGGCAAUGUUCCAGUAAACGCUGAUGUUAAACAAGUGACCACUUUGGAAGAGAAUAUUCCCAGUUGGGGUUUGAGUUUCGUGUUGAAUAGUGGUCAGCAAUUCUUAACCAAGCAUAUCAAUAUUCAGCAUAUAUAUUACAAGUGUCUCGAAAUCUUGAAUACGUGUAACGAUUUCCGGCUGGGAAAAAUCCCUCUCAUCGCUUUUGCCAGCAAUAUGAUAAACCAUCUUCAAAAUCUGUACAUAAUAGUGACCGAUGCCAUAGUGUCGACGAAAUCAAAAGUUGAAUCGUUUUUGAAACGGUAUUUUCAUUAUUCGCAUACAGUUUCCACUUCAGUGACUGAUCAAAUUAGUCAUAUGGUCGAAAACGCGAAAACAACCGUAAAGCAGGUAGAUGAUAAGCUGAUGGAACUGAUAGAAGACGAGGAAGAACAACAAUCGUCAGAAACCGAAUCCAAGCCGAACUACGAAAUUAUUUUCAACGUGGCAAAAAAUCGUAUUCCUCAAUCGACCCAAACCAGCGAAAUAAUUUGCUCUUUUAGUGCACAACUGUCAUCUCUGAUUUCAGAAAUAAUCACCGAACUGAACGAUAACUACGAAGAAUGGGUUUCGAUGAAUAUCGAAACCUUCGGCAAAACCGAAGCCGAUAGAAUGUUCUCGGAAAAUGGCAUAAAUACAUUGAACGAUUUCGCCAACUUGAAUUUUAUACGUAUUAUGGAAAAUAAAAAUGAUACCGUUAAAGUGAACCGUAAUAUCGCGAAUGAUGAAACAAUGCAAAAAGUAUGGAUUUUGUGCAAAACAGUACUUUCCAAAGCAGCAACAGAAACCACUCUCGCCGAACUCGGUGCGUUGGCAACGUGUAAAAUGCUGAAAAAAUCAAUCGUCGAAGUUUUCAUCCCACUUGGUGAAAAAUUCAAAUCUGCUAAAAAACUGUACGAAAUGAAUGUUUCAUUUGUGGGACCCGAAAAGGCAAAAAAUAUGGUACUAAGCUCGUUAAAAGUGAACCAAAAUCGAUCUUGCGUAAUUAAUAACUCAACAUUGUUCGACCUCGCUGCGGAGAAAUUAUCUCUCGAUGAAAUAGCGUCAGAACUUUCAGAAGUCAUAAAAGGUGAAAAAGAAACGAAUAAAAUCAGUAGCCUGAUCAUCGACGAUGAAGAUUUGCUGUCUUUAUGCGAUAAAUUUUACCAAAAAGUGAAAUCCAUAUCGAAUACAACCACUGAUAGUUAUUCUGAUCGCGAAGAAACACUAAAAAAUUGUUAUCAUUUUUCGAUGGAGAAAUUCGUGAAAUUAUUUAAAACCAAAGAAGAAGAAGUAAAAACUAAAACCUCGGACUUUAUCAAAUUACAAAACGAUCAGUUUUUCGAUCGACGAAGGUUUGCCAUUGCUUACAGAAAGGCGUGCGAAAUGAGAAAACACGAAAUGUUCGCCUCUGUGGUAGAAUAUUUCACCGAAGAAAACCAUCUGACGAGUUUGGCCGAAGAAUACAUCGCUAAAAAUAAAGGUUCUAGAAAUCGUGUCGCCGCACCGGUGUGUUCUGAGAUCAACGAAGAAGAAGACGGAGUACGAAUGUUUUCCAUAGACGAAGGCUGCUUUUUAAAUGUAUCAGCUUACAAAAGACAAGCUGCUUCAUUGUUUGGUUUGAACGAGUAUGAAAUGAAGCUUGAAAAAUGGGAAAAUGGAUCUGUGAUUUUGAAAUGCGGAUAUUAUAAAUACGUCGCGUUUCAAAAUGUCGAUGUGAAAUCGAUGAUGGUAAUGGAGGUAGACACGUCCAAGGAUCGUCAGUUGGAUUUUUAUUGAUUGUGAAGACUGAACGCCUUUACUCGUUUGUGAUUUUUUUCACCAAUUUUACAGUAUCUCAAUGUUAACUAUUUAUGCUCAAUUGUGUUCGAUUUUAGUUAAUAUUGUCGACUCAAGUCGUAGAAGUUUCUCAUUUUUUAUAUUUUGCGAAUUGUUAUUUUAUUUUUUAUUAAGUACCUAUUUUUUGGUAUUUGAAAAACGAUUCGAAUUUACCUAUUUUGAUUCAUUUACGUAUUACUUUUAUUUACUCGUUUUACCUAUAUUAAUUUUGUAAUGUUUCUAACUGACUAUACAUCGUAUCUCCGUGUUUAUUUAGGGUAGCCAAGCUACGAAAUGUAUUUCGUAUAAGUUUAAAAUAUGUAUUACCUAAGUCGUUGACCAAAGGUAUAUAUUUUGUUUGAAAAUGGUUUGCAAUGUGUUCUAUUCUGUAACUUUUAAUUACGUUUAGAAAUUUCAACUUUGAAUUUCGCAUAUCGAUUAUUCUCCUUUUUUUCUAUUUUUUUGUUUAACCUCGAUACAUUAUUGUAAUUUUCAGAAUUAAUUAAAAUAUUCUUCAUACACGCA